Messenger RNA from Rodentolepis nana, 624 nucleotides. The record is from the annotation of a GenBank genome assembly. NCBI's taxonomy places the organism in Eukaryota, Metazoa, Platyhelminthes, Cestoda, Cyclophyllidea, Hymenolepididae.
AUGAACGGACGUCAGAAAAAUGUGAAAACCAAAAUGGCUGUCAACGGACUCGAUAGGGACAAAGCAUGCCUUGGCCUUUCUGCCAAUUAUGGAGGUUUUGAAAUUAAUAUUGGGCCCACAGACACAAUUUUUGGAAAGAAAUUAGAAUUAUGUGCAAAUGAGUGCCGAUUGGCCAAUUGUCCCCAAUGUCGCACAAUUUUGAUACUCGAGGAAUUAGAAAAAAUUUUCGAUAGUAAAAAGCUUCCUUAUCUUGAAUAUCUAUACGUUAACAUGGAUCACAAUAGAUUUGUUCCAAUGUCUGCAAUUCUCAAAAUUCCAGAGAUGGUCGCUCUAAAAGCAAAUGAAAUCGACUUAAUGCGAGUUGGAGAACACAGCAGAAUGCUGGAGAUGGAUAAAAGCUUUACCAAAUUUAGGAUAAUUUAUCUUCGCAAGUUUUCCUGUCAAGUUCAGGAUCGUUUACAUUGGAAUCGCACUUUUGAUAAUCAACUACCAAGGGAAACUACUAAGCUAUUGAGUAGUUUCGAAAAGCUUAAUAUCGAAGUCAAAAUAAAUUUAGAAAAACUGAGCGCUUCGCUGGCUCCGUCAACUAAAGAUAAAUUGGAAAAAGACGUAUCUGUGAAUUAG